This is a messenger RNA of Aspergillus calidoustus, 652 nucleotides long. The record is from the annotation of a GenBank genome assembly. NCBI's taxonomy places the organism in Eukaryota, Fungi, Ascomycota, Eurotiomycetes, Eurotiales, Aspergillaceae.
CAACACAUUACUUUUGCCUGCAUCAAAAAUCGUUAUGGGGGGUCCCGAUCCUUUCAGGCGUGAGCGCACUACGUUCAACAAGAGGACCCGUACUUUACUGAGCAAAGCACACGAACUAGCUACCCUUGCUGGAGCAGAUGUAUACCUCGUUAUCCAUCAUCCACGGGCCACGAUUACGUAUAACUCAGUACAAGACACGAAUUGGCCGCCAGCUGAUAAAGAAUUGGAAACAAUUUAUCCUCAUUUGCAACGUCUAAAUCAGACCUUCAGCAAUGAUUCAAGUGACGAGGUGGAUCACGAGAUGUUUUUACGGUUCUGCCAGUACUGUGCCUACCGAUGCCAGCUUUUAGAAUCGAUGGAACCGCAGGCAUUGUCUCAAUCAACCGACAUACCGUAACAUUGACAUCCAUGGCUCGCCGGCGGCUCGGUCGCGAAACUGCCUGGUGUUGCGGCAAUUUGUGAGUUGCAAGGCGGAACCAUAUGUAUAUAAGGCGUAAGAAGAUUGUUGCAAGCCACGAAGGUAGUAUAGUCCGAAAUUUAUUGGGACAUCAUUCUCACUCGAUACAAUGGAUAAAAGAAUUGGUUUAACUUAUACCAUUGUUUUGGCAAGCCUAGUAUCGCUGAUGAUAUUGUUCCGUGUCGUGUUCAGUAU